Paraglomus occultum is the source of this 1377-nucleotide messenger RNA. NCBI's taxonomy places the organism in Eukaryota, Fungi, Glomeromycota, Glomeromycetes, Paraglomerales, Paraglomeraceae. The record is from the annotation of a GenBank genome assembly.
AUGGAUGGAGAUAGUGAAGAUGAAUACGACACCCGAGACUUGUCACCGUCAACUGACACGGAAAGCCGUGACCAAGCCUCCGAGACUGAAGAAACGUUUGGUAUAGACGAUAUUACCCCACGUUCGUUAAUACCCGGUACGAAUUUAAAUACAAACCACGCAAAUCGUGCUCUCCAGCCGUUUGCUGCUGAAUGUAGCAGUUACGACAUUGUGCCAUACGUUGCUGCUGUUCAUGGAUGCCAUGUGUAUGCAAUUGAUGCAACUAAGAACAUGCGAUGGAUAUUCACUGGUGGUGACGAUGGCUUUGUUAGAAAGUAUGACUUCUUCUCCUCGUUAAAUGGGAAGCAAAUAUUGACCCAGAAUCAAAGGCAUGCACACGUUGAAUCUGUCCAAAAGGCUGGAGUAAUUCUUUCCUAUUGGGAGAACGAGGAACAACCAUUGCCAACAGCUCCGCCUACGCCAGUAACAAAUGGAGUUUCAGAAAAUCAAAGUCAAGGCCAGAAUGGGACAAAUCAUGACAGAGUUAACCAAUCAGAAACAUCACAACCCUCUCCAUUACCGCAAUCAUCAGCGCCACCUUCGGUUUUGUUGAAUACAGAACCAAAAUUAUCACCCGUCUACAGUUUAGCUAGUGGUUCCAUCAAUUUGUAUACUGUAAGACAUGAAGAAGGGCGCUGUCAUCAUGUAUUACGACAGCACAGACGUCCCGUGUCUGUAUUAAAAAUCACACAAGACGAGUACGGUUGUGUUAGUGGAUCAUGGGAUAAAACCGUGCUGUAUUGGGACUUGAAUACAGGCCAAGUAGUGCGUGAAUUCGCAGGCCAUAACUCGCAAAUUAGUUCAAUCUCUUUUCGACCACUUGUCACUCCGUCACCUCGGUCUCUAUCAAAUGAAAACUCUCUCAUAGUACCAGAAUUACCUAAUGAUCAAGAAGAUACAAUUAUUCAUUCAAAUAAUAUAUUAAUGACAACCAGCAUUGAUGGAAACUGUUUUCUCUGGGAUAAAAGGGCGCGUGAACCGAUACCGCGGAAAUUACACCCACCCGAACGUACACCUCCAUGGACUUUAUCGGCUUGUUGGAGCGCUGAUGGAAGUAAAAUAUAUUGUGGUCGCCGUAACGGUACAGUUGACGAGUGGGAUUUUGCGAGUGGGAAAUGCAUGAGGAUCUUUCGAAUGCCGUCCAAUUCCGGACCAGUGUCGUGCGUGAGCGGCAUGCCUAAUGGAAAGCAUAUAGUAUGCUCAUCCACGGAUAACAUACGUCUAUGGAACGUAUCUACAGAUGAAGCAGAACUUUUUGGCACGGCUGUUCCUUUUCUUAUUGUCCCUGGGCAUCAUGGCGGAAUAAUCUCACAAAUUUGUAUCCUUAAUAUGUACUGA